CUUCAGCCGUCCAGCUCGGAGAAGGAGGUGGAGCGGGACGUGUUCUUGUUCCGAGCCUACAUCGCCCAGAGGAAAUACGGCGUUGUCCUGGAUGAAAUCAAAGCCAGCGCUGGUCCUGAGCUCCAGGCAGUGAGAAUGUUUGCACAAUAUCUGUCAAAUGAGAGUCAGAGGGAUGCGAUUGUUGCUGAUUUGGACAAGAAAAUGGCAAAAAGUGUUGAUAUAGCCAAUACCACUUUCUUAUUGAUGGCUGCUUCCAUCUAUUUCCACGACAAAAACCCCGAUGCGGCUCUGCGUACUCUGCACCAAGGGGAGAGCUUGGAAUGCACAGCCAUGAUGAUACAGAUUCUUCUGAAGCUGGACAGGCUUGACCUGGCUCGCAAGGAACUUAAGAAAAUGCAGGAGCAAGACGAGGAUGCGACUCUUACUCAGCUGGCGACUGCCUGGGUGAACCUGGCCGUAGGUGGCGAGAAAUUACAAGACGCCUACUACAUCUUCCAAGAGAUGGCAGACAAGUGCUCCUCCACCCUCCUCCUCCUCAACGGCCAGGCAGCCUGCUACAUGGCUCAGGGCAAGUGGGACGAUGCAGAGGGAGUGCUCCAGGAGGCGCUGGACAAGGACAGCGGCCACCCUGAGACCCUGAUCAACUUUGUUGUCCUGUCGCAGCACUUGGGCAAACCGCCAGAGGUUACGAAUCGCUAUUUGUCACAGUUGAAGGAUGCGCAUAAAAAUCAUCCAUUCAUCAAGGAGUAUCAGGCAAAGGAGAAUGACUUUGACCGGCUAGCCAUGCAGUAUGCCCCCAGCGCCUGAGGAGAGGGGAACCAGGCUGCGGACCUGCUCUGGGGUACCUUGGGAACAGGGGUUGAUGGCAAAACCUCUCUGGGAACAUGGGAAAAUGCCCUCUGGAAGUCAGCCUGGCUUAACCCCCUGCAGCAGGGUCCUGCAGCCCAGCAAGCCAGCGCUGAACCUGUACAUAAUGUGGAGCUGCCUGAGUUUGGUAGCUGAAAAGCCUGUGUUCUGGCUCAGCCGGGCCCUGAGCUCUGUUUAAAAUACAGUGUGAACCAAGAGUGUGCAACACUGUACCUUAAACAUUCCUAAUAAAGCCUUGUCUGGA
Pterocles gutturalis (yellow-throated sandgrouse) is the source of this 1111-nucleotide messenger RNA. RefSeq names its product coatomer protein complex, subunit epsilon (gene COPE). NCBI's taxonomy places the organism in Eukaryota, Metazoa, Chordata, Aves, Pterocliformes, Pteroclidae. The transcript has 9 exons. Gene Ontology annotation, biological process: endoplasmic reticulum to Golgi vesicle-mediated transport; retrograde vesicle-mediated transport, Golgi to endoplasmic reticulum; intra-Golgi vesicle-mediated transport. Gene Ontology annotation, molecular function: structural molecule activity; protein binding. The annotation marks the transcript as partial. Gene Ontology annotation, cellular component: COPI vesicle coat. The record is from RefSeq and is a predicted model, not a curated record.